Molecule: messenger RNA, 1702 nt
Organism: Oenanthe melanoleuca
Lineage: Eukaryota; Metazoa; Chordata; Aves; Passeriformes; Muscicapidae
Gene: CACNG3
Product: calcium voltage-gated channel auxiliary subunit gamma 3
Exons: 4
Coding region: 243-1190 (315 amino acids)
Biological process (GO): postsynaptic neurotransmitter receptor diffusion trapping; regulation of AMPA receptor activity; neurotransmitter receptor transport, postsynaptic endosome to lysosome
Cellular component (GO): postsynaptic density membrane; AMPA glutamate receptor complex
Molecular function (GO): voltage-gated calcium channel activity; channel regulator activity
Source: RefSeq, a predicted model, not a curated record
CGCCGGGAGAGGCGGCGGGAGCGCACGGCGGAGCCGCUCCGGGCUGGGCUGGGCUGCGCUGCGCUGCUGCGCUCCGCGGGUGCGCUCGGGCCAUGCGUGCCGGGCUCCCCGGGGCCGGGCCGCCCCGCUCCGCGCCGCCGCGGGGGCCCGGCUCUCCGCCGGCCGCGGGGGCAUGAGGCGGCGGGCGGCGGGCGGCGGCGCCGGCCCUUCCCCUGCGAGCCGCCGCCGGAGGAUGAAGCAGCAUGAGGAUGUGUGACAGAGGCGUCCAGAUGCUCGUCACCACGGUGGGAGCCUUCGCAGCCUUCAGCCUGAUGACCAUCGCCGUGGGCACUGACUACUGGCUCUACUCGCGCGGCGUGUGCAGGACUAAGUCCAUGAGUGACAACGACACGAGCCGCAAGAACGAGGAGGUGAUGACCCACUCGGGGCUCUGGAGGACGUGCUGCCUGGAAGGAACCUUCCGAGGAGUGUGCAAGAAAAUCGACCACUUCCCUGAGGAUGCAGACUACGAGCAGGACACGGCCGAGUAUCUCCUCCGUGCAGUGAGAGCAUCCAGCAUCUUCCCCAUCCUCAGUGUGGGGCUGCUGUUCUUCGGGGGCCUGUGCGUGGCUGCCAGCGAGUUCUACAAGAGCAAACACAACGUCAUCCUCAGCGCUGGCAUCUUCUUUGUCUCUGCAGGACUCAGCAACAUCAUCGGGAUCAUCGUCUACAUCUCGGCCAACGCGGGGGACCCGGGCCAGAGCGACUCCAAGAAGAGCUACUCCUACGGCUGGUCCUUCUACUUCGGGGCACUGUCCUUCAUCAUCGCCGAGAUGGUGGGGGUGAUCGCCGUGCACAUGUACAUCGAGAAGCACCGCCAGAUCCGCGCCAGGUCGCACUCGGAGCUGCUCAAGAAGUCGGCCUUCACCCGCCUGCCGCCCUACAGGUACCGCUUCCGCCGGCGGUCCAGCUCCCGCUCCACCGAGCCCCGCUCCCGGGACAUGUCGCCCAUCAGCAAAGGCUUCAGCACCAUCCCCUCCACCGACAUCUCCAUGUUCACCCUCUCCAGGGAUCCCUCCAAGGUCACCAUGGGGACGCUGCUCAACUCGGAGCGGGACCACGGUUUUUUACAGGUGCACAACUCCAUCCCCAAAGAGUUCAAGGAGUCUUUGCACAACAACCCGGCCAACAGACGAACCACGCCGGUCUGAGGCGGGCUGGGCCGCGGGCAGGCUGCAUGGCAUCACCCUCGUGACGGUGUAACCUGUGAAACCCCGUUUUUAAGGACAAACCCAGAGGCUCCCUGCCCUGCGGGGCUGGUUUUUCACUCCUGAAAUUGCUACUGGCCGGGCCAGGCCGCUGUGCCUGCGCUGGGGAGGGGACGGGGCCGCGCUGGGACCCUGGCCCCGGUGCCUGCGGACUGAGCGGGCUCCAGCCCCCGGGACUGCAGCUUCCCGAGGUGUCCAUCGUUCGUGUGGUCAUAACCGCAGUGUUCCCAUAGCCGUGUGUCCAUGGAAAUGCUGCCACAGCCCUGUCUGUGAGAACCCUUAACCCGGUAGUUGCAUUUCAGUGGGAUCGCCUGGGAGUGCGGAGCUGGAAGCACCGAGCUCGUGCCGGAGCCAUGCUUGUGUUCCGAACCCCUUUCCCUGUCGUGCUGGACAGAGUGCUCGGGCUGGGCUCCUCUAUGGCGUUUCGUGCAUGCAUUAAAUAGCUUGGAAUUCAA